Messenger RNA from Panicum virgatum (switchgrass), 2125 nucleotides. RefSeq names its product glycosyltransferase BC10-like. NCBI's taxonomy places the organism in Eukaryota, Viridiplantae, Streptophyta, Magnoliopsida, Poales, Poaceae. Gene Ontology annotation, cellular component: membrane. The coding region runs from base 666 to 1928 and encodes 420 amino acids. The transcript has 2 exons. Gene Ontology annotation, molecular function: glycosyltransferase activity. The record is from RefSeq and is a predicted model, not a curated record.
AAGCCUGCCAAACCCAAAGUCCGGCCAGCAUCUCUAAUUCUCGCGUGGCGACGCUGGAUUUUGCAGUGCCCGUAAGAGCCGGGCAUCCUUGCCAGCGCACGCCGGAGCCGCCCGCCCACCCCCGCGGUGCGGUGUCGUGUCCGAUUCUCUUUGUCGCCGCCGCGCCGCCGAUGAGCUGAGCUGAGCCCCGCCGCCGCGCUGGAGUUGGAGUUCCUCGCUCCUUGAGGCAUAUCCAAGGUCCAUCCCGUCCGGCUCUGCACCUCAAUCUGAUACGCACCUUUUCCCGGUGACUUCUCCGACCGGCCGGCCCGGGUAAAGCUCAAAAAGCUGCGGGCUUGCGGGCGUCAUCUUUAUCCGUUUCUUGCCGCGUCGCCAGGGAAUCCUCCUGCUCCGGCACACCCAAACUAUUGCCGCUCAAUUGCUAGCCGCCGAUUGCUCCUCCGAUUUCUUCUUCUUCUUCUUUUUUUUGGCGAGAAAAAAUUGUUACUAGCUAGUUCUCAUCAGAAACCGCUGUUCCAUUGACUGGAUUCAGUUCAUUAACCCCUCCCUGCUCUGUUGUUACUAAGGAUCGAUCGAUCGAAGUUUUCGUCUUUUGAUUCCACGGCUGAACUUUCCUCUGAAAAAAAAAUCUCUCCUUUGUUGUUCCCCGUCUUCAGCUGAUCGGCAUGCUGGGAGGAGCUGCGGCGGCGGACGCCAAUGGCAAGGACGGCGCCAUCAGCCCCGCUCCCACCCGGGCGCCGCCGCCAACGGCGAACAGAGCGGCGCUGCCUCUGAAGCUGAAGCUCCUCCGCCCGCUCCUCCUCCUGGCGGUGCUCGCCACGGGCUUCCUCGCCGCCGUGGUCCUGCUCCUCGGCGGCUCCACCUACUCGGUGCUCCCGCGGCUCUCCGUCCCGGACGCCCUGUCGUCCGCGCCGUCGUCGCGGCAGCCGCGGCCGCACCCCCAGCCCCAGGCGUGCGCGGGCGACGGCGGGGGAUCGCCGCUGGAGCGGCGGGCUCGGCCGCCGGCGGGCGCGUGGCACAACAUGACCGACGAGGAGCUCCUGUGGGCGGCGUCGUGGCAGCCGAGGAUCGGGCGGUACCCGUACCGGCGGGUGCCCAAGGUGGCGUUCAUGUUCCUGACGCGCGGUCCCCUGCCGCUGGCGCCGCUCUGGGACAAGUUCUUCGCCGGCGGCGACAGGGCGCUCUACUCCGUGUACGUGCACGCCACGCCCGGGUACCGCGCGGACUUCCCGCCGGCGUCCGCCUUCUACCGCCGGCAGGUGCCCAGCCAGGUUGCUGAAUGGGGGCAGACGAGCAUGUGCGACGCGGAGCGGCGGCUGCUGGCGAACGCGCUGCUGGACCCGGGCAACGAGCGCUUCGUGCUCGUCUCCGAGACGUGCGUGCCGCUCUACGGCUUCCCCGUCGUCUACCACUACCUCACCCGGUCCCGGCAGAGCUUCGUCGGCGCCUUCGACGACCCCGGCCCGCACGGCCGCGGCCGGUACCGCGCCGGCCUGGCCCCCGAGGUGCGCCCCGAGCAGUGGCGCAAGGGCGCGCAGUGGUUCGAGCUCGACCGCGCCCUCGCCGUCGACGUCGUCGCCGACGACCGCUACUACCCCAAGUUCCGCGAGCACUGCCGCCCGCCCUGCUACGUCGACGAGCACUACCUGCCGACGGUGCUCUCCGUGGAGGCGCCGGGCCGGAUCGCCAACCGCAGCGUCACGUGGGUGGAUUGGUCCCGCGGCGGCGCGCACCCGGCCACCUUCGGCGAGGCCGACGUCGGCGAGGCGUUCCUCAAGCGGCUGACCACGCCGGGGAAGGAGCAGGGGACAUGCACCUACAACGGCCAGCCGGCGGACGUGUGCUUCCUGUUCGCCAGGAAGUUCGCGCCAAGCACGCUCAAGCCGCUGCUCGCCCUCGCGCCCAAGAUGCUCGGAUACGGCGGCUAAGUUUUUUUUUUCUUUUUUGUUUGCCUUUUGUUUUGCUCACCAUCUCCAACUUACACAUAAUUCACUAAUGGUGGUAUACAAACAUACAUACAUACGUACGUACUCGAUCUGCUGAAUGAUCAUCGAUGUAAAGAUACAGCUUUGUUCAUCACUUACACGAACAUGACGAACAUUAAAUUUUUUUUCCGGCUCAUCAA